UGAUGGCACUGAAAGAGGAGAGUCAAGGACUGAAUGAAACAGAAGAGAAAGAUCAAAAUGAGAAACAUCAUGAUUUCAAAACUGAAGAAAAAUCAAUUAGUUGUUCACAGACUGAAAAGACUCCGAAAAUACAAACAAAAACCCUUAAUUACAACAUAAUUCACACUGGAGAGAAACCUUACACCUGCAAAAUGUGUGGAAAGUGUUUUACACAGAAAAAUCACCUUAAUGUCCACAAGAGAAUUCACAGUGAAGAGAAACCAUUCAUAUGCCCUCAUUGUGGAAAGAGAUUUAAACAGAAAAAUACCCUUAAUGUCCACAAGAGAAUUCACACUGGAGAGAAACCUUACACCUGCAAAGUGUGUGGAAAGUGUUUUACACAUAAAAAUACCCUUAAUGUCCACAUGAAUAUUCACACUGGAGAGAAACCUUACACCUGUGAGCUGUGUGGAAAGUGUUUUACACAGAAAAAUACCCUUAAUGUCCACAUGAGAAUUCACACUGGAGAGAAACCUUACACCUGUGAGCUGUGUGAGAAGAGUUUCACACGAAUUGGAGAGCUUAAGAUUCACAAGAGAAUUCACAGUGAAGAGAAACCAUUCAUAUGCCCUCAUUGUGGAAAGAGAUUUAAACAGAAAAAUAGCCUUAAUGUCCACAUGAGAAUUCACACUGGAGAGAAACCUUACACCUGCAAAGUGUGUGGAAAGUGUUUUACUCUGAAAAAUCACCUUAAUGUCCACAAGAGCAUUCACAGUGAAGAGAAACCAUUCAUAUGCCCCUCAGUGUGGAAAGAGAUUUAAACAGAAAAAUACCCUUAAUGUCCACAUGAGAAUUCACACUGGAG
This is a messenger RNA of Carassius gibelio (silver crucian carp), 844 nucleotides long. RefSeq names its product gastrula zinc finger protein XlCGF49.1-like. The record is from RefSeq and is a predicted model, not a curated record. Lineage: Eukaryota; Metazoa; Chordata; Actinopteri; Cypriniformes; Cyprinidae. Gene Ontology annotation, molecular function: RNA polymerase II cis-regulatory region sequence-specific DNA binding; DNA-binding transcription factor activity, RNA polymerase II-specific. Bases 3 to 800 code for a protein of 265 amino acids. Gene Ontology annotation, biological process: regulation of transcription by RNA polymerase II. The transcript has a single exon.